AUGUCCACCCCCAUCGCCACGGACGACCCUUAUGCUUACGAGGAAGACGACUCGAGCAUCACGCCCGAGGACUGUUGGACGGUGAUCCUGUCGUUCUUCCAGGAGAAGGGUUUGGUGUCGCAGCAGUUGGACUCGUUUGACGAGUUCAUCGAAUCCACCAUCCAGGAGCUUGUCUGGGAAGACCUGCACUUGAUCUUGGACCAGCCUGCCCAGCAUACUUCGGAGGACCAGUACGAGAACAAGCGUUACGAGAUCACGUUUGGCAAGAUUUAUAUUUCGAAGCCUACGCAAACCGAAGGUGAUGGUACCACCCACCCUAUGUUCCCACAGGAGGCCCGUUUGCGUAAUCUCACGUACUCGUCGCCUUUGUACGUUGACAUGACGAAAAAGAAGUUCAAGUCGGAUGACCGUGUGCGCAAGGGCACUGAGCUCGACUGGAUCGAGGAGAAGGUGGAGAAUGAGGAUGCCCAGACCAAGGUGUUUUUGGGUAAGGUGCCCAUCAUGUUGCGUUCCAAGUUCUGUAUGUUGCGUGACUUGGGCGAACACGAGUUCUACGAGUUGAAGGAGUGCCCAUACGAUAUGGGUGGUUACUUUGUCAUCAACGGUUCCGAGAAGGUUUUGAUUGCCCAGGAGCGUUCGGCUGCUAAUAUUGUGCAAGUCUUCAAGAAAGCGGCGCCUUCCCCUAUUUCCCACGUUGCUGAGAUCAGAUCCGCCCUCGAGAAGGGUUCACGAUUGAUCUCCUCCAUGCAAAUCAAGUUGUAUGGUAGAGACGACAAGGGCACUUCCGGUAGAACCAUCAAGGCUACCUUACCAUACAUCAAAGAAGAUAUCCCUAUCGUUAUCGUCUUCAGAGCCCUCGGUGUUGUCCCUGAUGGUGAUAUCUUGGAGCACAUCUGUUACGACGCCAAUGACUGGCAAAUGUUGGAGAUGUUGAAGCCCUGUGUUGAGGAAGGUUUCGUCAUUCAAGAGCGUGAAGUUGCGCUCGACUUCAUCGGUAGAAGAGGUGUCUUGGGUAUCCGCAGAGAGAAGCGUAUUCAGUAUGCCAAGGAUAUCCUCCAAAAGGAACUCUUGCCAAAUAUCACCCAGGAGGCUGGUUUCGAGUCUAAAAAGGCUUUCUUCUUGGGUUACAUGGUCAACAGAUUGUUGUUGUGUGCCUUGGAGAGAAAAGAACCUGAUGACAGAGAUCACUUCGGUAAGAAGAGAUUGGACUUGGCUGGUCCUUUGUUGGCCAGUUUGUUCCGUCUUCUUUUUAAGAAGUUGACCAGAGAUAUCUACAACUACAUGCAGAGAUGUGUGGAGAACGAUAAGGAAUUUAACCUUACGCUUGCUGUCAAAUCACAGACUAUCACCGACGGUUUGCGUUAUUCCUUGGCCACCGGUAACUGGGGUGAACAGAAGAAGGCUAUGAGUGCCCGUGCUGGUGUGUCCCAGGUGUUGAACCGUUACACAUACUCUUCUACAUUAUCUCACUUGAGAAGAACUAAUACUCCUAUCGGUCGUGAUGGUAAGAUCGCGAAGCCUAGACAAUUGCAUAACACACACUGGGGUCUUGUGUGUCCCGCUGAGACUCCAGAAGGUCAAGCCUGUGGUUUGGUCAAGAACUUGUCGUUGAUGACAUGUAUCUCCGUCGGUACAGCCUCCGAGCCUAUUCUCUAUUUCUUGGAAGAAUGGGGUAUGGAGCAAUUGGAGGACUACGUGCCCUCUAACUCGCCUGAUUGCACCAGAGUGUUUGUUAACGGUGUCUGGGUCGGUACUCAUAGAGAGCCAGCACAGUUGGUUGACACGAUGAGAAGAUUGAGAAGACGUGGUGAUAUUUCGCCCGAGGUCUCGAUCAUCAGAGAUAUCAGAGAAAGAGAGUUCAAGAUUUUUACCGACGCUGGUCGUGUCUACCGUCCCUUGUUUAUCGUUGACGAUGAUCCAGAAUCUGAGACCAAGGGUGAGCUUGUCUUGCAGAAAGAGCAUGUCCACAAGUUGAUGAACUCGGAAUAUGACGAGUUCGAUGAUGAUCCUCUGUCCAACCACUACACCUGGUCUUCGUUGGUGAAUGACGGUGUUGUGGAAUACGUGGACGCCGAGGAAGAAGAAACUAUCAUGAUUGCGAUGACCCAGAGGACUUGGAGGCUUCCAAGAAGUUUGCAAAUGGAGGAACAAGACCUCGACCCAGCCAAGAGAAUCAAGCCAACCUAUGUCUCUUCCACGCAUACAUUCACUCAUUGUGAGAUCCAUCCAUCUAUGAUUCUUGGUGUUGCAGCCUCCAUCAUUCCAUUCCCUGACCAUAACCAGUCUCCUCGUAACACCUAUCAGUCUGCUAUGGGUAAACAAGCUAUGGGUGUGUUUUUGACUAACUAUGCCGUCAGAAUGGACACAAUGGCAAACAUCUUAUACUACCCACAGAAGCCUCUUGCCACUACCCGUGCCAUGGAGUUCUUGAAGUUCCGUGAGUUGCCUGCUGGUCAAAAUGCCAUCGUCGCUAUUGCAUGUUACUCUGGUUACAACCAGGAAGAUUCUAUGAUUAUGAACCAGUCAUCCAUUGACAGAGGUCUUUUCAGAUCUUUGUUCUACAGAUCUUACAUGGAUUUGGAAAAGAGACAGGGUAUGAAAGCAUUGGAGACUUUUGAGAAGCCUUCCAGAUCUGACACAUUGAGAUUGAAGCAUAGUACUUAUGAAAAGUUGGAUGAUGAUGGAUUGAUCGCCCAGGAUAUCAUCAUCGGUAAGACUACUCCAAUUCCUCCAGACACUGAGGAGUUGGGUCAGAGAACACAAUAUCACACCAAGAGAGAUGCAUCCACUCCUUUGAGAAGUACCGAGUCUGGUAUUGUUGACCAAGUUAUGUUGACUACUAAUGGUGAUGGUGCUAAGUUCGUCAAGGUCAGAAUGAGAACGACUAAGAUUCCACAAAUUGGUGAUAAAUUCGCCUCUAGACACGGUCAGAAGGGUACGAUUGGUGUUACUUACAGACACGAAGAUAUGCCAUUCAGUGCUCAAGGCAUUGUUCCUGAUUUGAUCAUCAACCCUCACGCCAUCCCAUCGCGAAUGACAGUGGCUCACUUGAUCGAGUGUUUGUUGUCUAAGGUUUCGUCCUUGUCUGGUUUGGAAGGUGAUGCUUCUCCAUUUACAGAUGUCACCGCUGAGGCUGUUUCUAAAUUGUUGAGAGAGCACGGAUACCAAUCCAGAGGAUUUGAAGUUAUGUACAACGGUCACACAGGUAAGAAGAUGAUGGCUCAGAUUUUCUUUGGUCCUACUUACUACCAGAGAUUGAGACAUAUGGUGGAUGACAAGAUUCACGCCAGAGCAAGAGGUCCAGUGCAAGUCUUGACCAGACAGCCAGUGGAGGGUAGAUCCAGAGAUGGUGGAUUGCGUUUCGGAGAGAUGGAAAGAGAUUGUAUGAUUGCCCACGGUGCUGCUGGUUUCUUAAAGGAAAGAUUGAUGGAGGCCUCGGACGCCUUCAGAGUGCACGUCUGUGGUAUCUGUGGUUUGAUGUCUGUUAUUGCCAACUUGAAGAAGAACCAGUUCGAGUGCCGCUCGUGCAAGAACAAGACCAACAUCUACCAGAUACACAUCCCUUACGCUGCCAAGUUGUUGUUCCAGGAAUUGAUGGCCAUGAACAUCUCCCCAAGAUUAUACACCGAAAGUUCAGGCAUCAGUGUGAGAGUUUAG
Molecule: messenger RNA, 3657 nt
Organism: Candidozyma duobushaemuli
Lineage: Eukaryota; Fungi; Ascomycota; Pichiomycetes; Serinales; Metschnikowiaceae
Product: DNA-directed RNA polymerase II subunit RPB2
Exons: 3
Coding region: 1-3657 (1218 amino acids)
Biological process (GO): DNA-templated transcription
Cellular component (GO): RNA polymerase II, core complex
Molecular function (GO): DNA-directed RNA polymerase activity; DNA binding; ribonucleoside binding
Source: RefSeq, a predicted model, not a curated record